UAUAUUUUUAGUCACUAAAAUUUAUUUCGAAAUUAAAUUUGAAUUUCAUCACUGUAAUUGCAAUAAUUAACAAAUUUAGUCCCAUAUUUCAAUUCUGUUAAUUUGCUUAAUUAAAAAUAUUUAAUAUGGAGUUAAAAAUAAUUAACUUAAAUAUAAAAAAACAUAAAAAAUUAAAAAUGUAACAACAAUUAAAAACCCCACACCAUUAAUCCGACCAAACUCCCCAGCCGUCACCAACCCCCAACCCAUACCCAGCAUCUCCGCCGCCCCAUCCUUCCUCUUCUUUUCCACCAUCCCCACCUUCGUUCCCUACACCCAUCCCUGUUUUUACUUUUUAAUUUUUUGUUUCUUUUCCAAUUACAGUGUAGAUCAUAGAUCAAUUAGAUAUACCCAGAUUUUGAAUUUCUUUGUUCAACAAAAUCCUCAGUUCAUAGCUCAAUCAAACCCAUUUUUUCUUUUUGUCAAAAUUUCGAUUAUUUGUAGCUCAAUUGUGGACCAUUUCUCUCAAUUUCUGAUAUGGACGAGUUUGGUGUCUUAACCGAACAAUAUGGGUUGCAGCCCCAAGGAAAAUCGGCUCCAAUGGCAGCAUCCAAACGAUCCACAAGCACCAAUGGCACCCAAGCCUGGAGUUCAAACAAAGGGAAAUCGGGGGGAUGGGGUCUGGGUUGUUGGAUUCGUUUUGGGGUGGGGUGGGGGUGUGUUGGGGGGUUUCUAUGGAUGAUUUUUUUCUCUCUCUUUUCUGUAGUUGCUGGGGUUCUGGGUUCUGCCGAUGAUUUUUUUGUUUUCUCUUUUUUGUAGUUGCCAGCUAGGGUGGGGGCAGGUGGUGGUCAUGGGAAUGGGGGGAAGCGUAGAGGGGAGGGGGAGAAUAAAUCGAUGGGGGAGAGGAGAGAGAGUGGUUUUUUGAUUUUGUUUUGGUUUUUAAUAUUUUAUUUAUAUUUUAAUCAAUUUAAAAUUAUAAAAAAAAAAAAACAAGAGAUCUCUAAUGCUACAUAGACAGCUAACUGAGAAAUUUAACGAAAAUCAUAACGGCAGAAUUAUAUUGUAAUAAAUUUAAAAUAUUGGGAUAUGUGAUUAUAAAAAUUAAAAAAAAAUAAAUUAAUAUGUCUUAAGUAUGUAACUACUAAUAUUAAAUUAUAAUUAAUUCUUUUAUUUAUUAGAUUUACUAAUAUUUUUAUGUGAAGGACUAGUAGCUGGAAAAGAAAAAAGAAAAGAGAAAAGAGAAAAAAGCACUCCUUCAUCCGAUGUAAGUUGUAACGUUAACUUCUCGCUCUGUGUGAAAUUGUGAAAGUGUUUAACUUCUCUCUGGAACACAAUCUCUCUGCAAUGGCUGUAAAUGCCUCCGACGAGGCAUCGGUAUCGAAUGGGUUUAGAGAUGUCCCCUUAACCCUUCUUCUUUCUUCAUGCGGAUUGGUGGAGAUUUUUAUGUUGAGCUUUCUUUCUUGGUCAAGACUUAGCUAGCUGGUUGAUAGAGACUUUUAUUAUACUGUUGGUGGACUGAUGGAUAAUGCUAUUAUAUUUUCUUCACUUCAUUUAGGAAGUGUGGAUCAAAGUUGCAGCAUACCUGUUAGCUGUUCAAAUUUUAAAUUGCUAAAGCAAACUAUUAAUGAAGUCGACCAGCAUUGCUCUCUUGAUAUUUUGCCUCUUCUUUUAGAGAAGGCUCCACUUCCAGCAAAGCUGAAAUGUCCCUUUCACAGCUCACAUUCUUCUGUUGUGCAGGCCCCAGAUGUCUAUAGCAUUUCAAUGUUGCCCGAAGAAGGCAACAGUUUACGAUGUGCUUCAGUAUUGGGCUAUUUGAACUUUUUAAAAGUUUAUAAUUCAUCUAAAAGUCAGAUGUGCAUGGAUGCUCAGUCGAGUUGCCAGAACGGCAUUGAUUCACAAGCAAACAUGGCAGAUUCUCAUCCCCCAUGCAUCAUUGAGAUAGAUCUUGAGAAGGGAUGUAUUCAAGCACCAGAAUCUGAAGAGGAAGCUAUCGAAAGUUUGAAACGUGAGGGUUUACUCACUAGGGUGUUUCGCAGACAGGCAAGCCUAAAAGUAGGUGGGAAACUUAUGCAUCUUCUAUUCAACCAUGGCACUUCAAGAGAUAACCCAGUGCCUGAGAAAGUUCAUGAAACACCAAACAACCGGUGGAGAAGAUGCAAACGCACUGCCUCAUUUGAUUCCAGAAAAGUCGUUUUCCUGUUUUCAAUCUUGUCAAGUUUGGGGACAUUGGUUUUGAUAUAUCUGACAUUGAGAGUUCGGCAGAGUGCCGAUGGUUUCAUUCAUGUCUAAUUCGCUGCCACCUCAUUCAUGCUUCAAAUGACUUAGUUGCUGUUGUGUCUUGAGGGCUACUUCUGAAUUAACCUUCUUUGUAAUGUAAAUAUUUGGCAUUUUCUGGUGUCUUCUGUAUAUGGGUAAUUAG
Prunus persica (peach) is the source of this 2398-nucleotide messenger RNA. RefSeq lists its product as uncharacterized. NCBI's taxonomy places the organism in Eukaryota, Viridiplantae, Streptophyta, Magnoliopsida, Rosales, Rosaceae. The transcript is spliced from 8 exons. The record is from RefSeq and is a predicted model, not a curated record. Bases 1498 to 2268 code for a protein of 256 amino acids.